CUGGAAUGGCAGCAUGGAUGGUAAACAGUGCUCUAAAAUCAAUAGCGGCCAAACGGGUGGUGAAAACUCUGUUUGGCUGAAUGGUAGAGAAUGUACACAUGUGUGACGAGUAAGAUGUAACAUCUAGCCUACUAACCAAUUUGGCUGGUGGUGGGGAAAAAAGGUCAUUUAUAGCCCUGAUGGUAGCCCUCUUCCUGUCUCUUCCUUCGCUUGAUGAUUCGGGCUGUCGUUGAAAUACGAGUCCAUUCAGACAACAGCCAACAUAAUAACCCCACAUUCCAAAGACAAGGCGUGCGUAAAGGAACCCUUCCGUGGAUCGCGGUCAGCCCUUUCCCCCACCCAGCCCGUUAGGUUGGAGCACCCUGGCUGACUGAUUCCUCGACUUGUUUCCCCCCCAAUUCAUACAAUAUACGGGUUUUUUUUAAAUCAUUAACUCAUCGUUUCAGCGGUCCGACUUGGUGUGUGCCACAGUACGACCCCAGAGUUCGGUGCCACCCCCUGACGCCCUGCUGCUAUGGACCUCUCCGGCGCCUCCAAGCCCGCCCCUGGGCAGCAGCAGAGAGACAGCUGGGAGCGCCCAAGCCACUUUAUUCUGACUGCCCUCGGCUACGCGGUGAACGUUGGGACCUUUGUUAUUUAUCCUACCAUGUUCUUCUAUGGUGGCGGAGCUGACUAUUUCAUCCCCUACCUCAUUACCAUGGUUCUGUUUACCAUGCCGAUGGUGUAUCUGGAGUUUUCCAUUGGCCAGCUGACCCAGAGAGGGCCUGUGCAGGCAUUCACCCAGCUCUGCCCCCUGCUCAAAGGAGUCGGGGUGUGCAUGGUGGUGGUGUCCUUGCUCGUCAAUGGCUACUUCAACGUCAUGAUGAGCUGGAUCCUGUUCUACCUCUUCAGCUCCCUCAGUCCCAGUCUGCCCUACCUGACCAACGACAACGCCUGGAACACACCAGGGAACACGCCACGGGCCGUGGACGUGGACAUGGACAUGGAUAUGUGGGACCUGGGGGGCGACUUGUACAACUUCACCAAUAUCACCAGAUUGGACAGAGCCACCCGCGACUUCUUUAAUGUCCGGGUUCUUGGGAUCUCCGAUGGAAUUGAGCAAAUGGGCAGUGUACGAUGGGAACUACUUGGAUGCCUCGUGCUUACUUUAAUCAUCGAAUACCUUUGUAUCUUCAAAGGAGUGAAGCUUUCCGGUAAGGUGGUGUAUGUGACUACCCUGCUCCCCUAUGCUGUCCUCUUCCUCCUGCUGAUGGUGACUCUGAGUCUUGAGGGCAUUGGAGAAGGUCUCUCCAACGCCUUCGGACCUAGUUGGUACCGCCUGGGUUCAUUUGAGGUGUGGACAAGAGCGGUUUCCCAGGCUACGUACUCUUUUGGCAUGGGGACUGGGGUCUUGAUCUCCAUGGGUAGCUACAACAAGCACAACUACAACAACAUUUGCAGGGACUCCGUCAUCGUCACCUUGGUUCACUUCGCCUCUGUCCUGUUGACUGCUCUCGUGGUUCUUGGCGGCAUUGGUCACCUCAACUGGUUGCAGAAUUCUGAUUGGAAUGACAAUAUUCAUGGAGGGUUUGAACAGCCAUUUAAGGAGUAUACUCUAAUCUUGGCGGCCAUGCCUGUUCCACAGCUAUGGGCUGUUCUCUUCUUCAUCAUGCUGCUCAACAUGGAAUUAGGCAGACUGUUUUCCCACUUGGAGCUGGUGGGCUCGUGUGUGUUGGAGACUCUGGGCCCAAAGCUGCCUCCAGGCCUGAGGAGGAAGGAGAUUCUGCUCGUUCCCGUCUGCGUAGCCAGCUUCUUGGUGGGCCUUCCCUGUGUCUUCCAGGGUGGAAUAUAUGUGGUUGUGCUUAUGGACCUCUACAUUUCGAUACCUAUGAUGAUGCUGCCUUUGUUGGAGAUUGUUGGCGUUUGCUGGAUGUUAGGUCCGACGAGAUUGUUUGACAUGUUCAGCAAGUCUCUGGGGAAAGCUCCAAACAUAUUCUUCAAGGUCUGCUGGAUGGGCAUCACCCCCUUGAUAGCUGUGUUAACAUUGGCGGGAAAUUUGGCGAUGCACCACCCACCAAUGUACUACGGAUUCCAGUACCCCUACUGGUGCGCGGUUGUGGGCUUCCUACUCAUAGUGUUCACGCUCAUGUGGAUCCCCAUCGGGUAUCUGCGCGAGCUCUGGUCCCCAUCACGUCCCCAUGUCCCCAUACAUAAUCCAACGGCAGCUGAGGAUGACGACCGAGUGGAGAUGGAGGAGGUCAGAUAAAGACCCCAGGGGCAGCAUGGGCCGGGAGCCGGAGCUGAUCAUUCAGGGUUGCGUUUCCCAAAAACCCUUAAGUAGUACUUAAGUCUAAAUAGUACUUAAGUAUG
Engraulis encrasicolus (European anchovy) is the source of this 2349-nucleotide messenger RNA. RefSeq names its product sodium- and chloride-dependent GABA transporter ine-like. The transcript is spliced from 15 exons. Gene Ontology annotation, cellular component: plasma membrane. The record is from RefSeq and is a predicted model, not a curated record. Bases 515 to 2245 code for a protein of 576 amino acids. Gene Ontology annotation, biological process: sodium ion transmembrane transport. Lineage: Eukaryota; Metazoa; Chordata; Actinopteri; Clupeiformes; Engraulidae.